Odocoileus virginianus texanus is the source of this 4646-nucleotide messenger RNA. The record is from RefSeq and is a predicted model, not a curated record. Lineage: Eukaryota; Metazoa; Chordata; Mammalia; Artiodactyla; Cervidae.
AGAGUUAGAUAGAGUUAGAUAGACUCAGCAACUAAACAAUAUAGACUCAGCAACUAAACAACAAACUGUUACCAAUACCAAAUUAGAGAAGUUCAAAACAGCAAAUAUUCACAUCUGCGUGUAUGCUUGAAUGAAUGUUACACAUAAAAAUAUGUUUGCCAUUAUCAGGAAAACAUUUUAAUGACAUAAAACAUUUUUCUCUGUAGAACGCAGGGCACAUUAUGUUGAAUAUGUCAUUUGUUCCCCAGUAGCCAUUUUUAGGAAGAACAGGCUAAGAGCAGGAUAAAAAUAUAACAAGUGCUGUGCUUAAGGUUACAUGGCCAGCCACUUCCCAGUGAAGACCCUCUUAGUUCUCUGAUGUACUUCUUGAAGAUAAAAAUGGGUGAUUGUUCGGCAUGACAGGACAAUGGAACAAAUAGUAUUUCCUGUCCCCAAUAUAUGUGAAUACCUCACGCGAGAAUCCAAGUGUCGCGUAUUCAAUACCACGGAGAGGGAUGAACAGGGAAGUAAAGUGAAUGACUUUUUCCAGCAAACUGAAGAUCUCUACAAUGAGAUGAAGUGGCAGAAGAAAAUCAGGAGUAAUCCUGCCCUGUUCUGGUUCUCAAGGCAUAUUUCUCUCUGGGGGAGCAUCUCCUUCAACCUGGCUGUGUUCAUCAACUUAGCUGUGGCUCUCUUCUACCCAUUUGGGGAUGAUGGAGAUGAAGGUACUCUUUCACCGUUGUUCUCAAUUCUGCUCUGGAUAGCAGUGGCAAUCUGCACAUCUAUGCUGUUUUUCUUCUCCAAGCCUGUGGGUAUUCGGCCAUUUCUUGUGUCAAUAAUGCUCAGGUCAAUAUAUACAAUAGGUCUUGGGCCUACAUUAAUACUUCUUGGUGCAGCAAAUCUUUGUAAUAAAAUAGUGUUUCUGGUGAGUUUUGUUGGAAAUCGUGGUACAUUCACCCGAGGCUACCGAGCAGUCAUCCUGGAUAUGGCCUUUCUCUACCACGUGGCAUAUGUCCUGGUUUGCAUGCUGGGUCUCUUUGUCCAUGAAUUCUUCUAUAGCUUCCUGCUUUUUGAUUUGGUAUAUAGAGAAGAGACUCUGCUCAAUGUCAUAAAAAGUGUCACACGGAACGGCCGAUCCAUUAUUCUGACUGCGGUUCUUGCCCUCAUCCUUGUCUACCUGUUUUCCAUUAUUGGGUUCCUUUUUCUGAAGGAUGACUUCACUAUGGAGGUGGAUAGGCUGAAAAACAGAACUCCCGUCACAGGGAGCAAUGCAGUUCCUACCAUGACUUUAACUUCAAUCCUGAGUACAUGCGAAAAGGACAACUGCUCACCUACAAUACCAGCUUCAAAUACAGCUGAUGAGGAAUAUGAAGAUGGGAUUGAAAGGACGUGUGACACUCUUCUCAUGUGCAUUGUGACUGUCCUGAACCAGGGCCUCAGGAAUGGCGGAGGCGUGGGUGACGUGCUCAGGAGACCAUCAAAAGAUGAGCCCUUAUUUGCUGCCCGUGUGGUAUAUGACCUUCUUUUUUAUUUCAUUGUCAUCAUUAUCGUUCUGAACUUGAUUUUUGGGGUUAUCAUCGAUACUUUUGCUGAUCUCAGAAGUGAAAAACAGAAAAAAGAAGAAAUCCUAAAGACCACCUGCUUCAUCUGUGGACUCGAGAGGGACAAGUUUGAUAAUAAAACAGUUUCUUUUGAGGAACACAUCAAGUCAGAACACAAUAUGUGGCAUUAUUUGUACUUCCUAGUCCUGGUGAAGGUGAAAGACCCAACAGAAUAUACUGGACCUGAAAGUUACGUGGCUCAAAUGAUUGUGGAGAAGAAUUUGGACUGGUUUCCUCGGAUGCGAGCCAUGUCCCUUGUUAGCAAUGAAGGUGACAGUGAGCAAAAUGAGAUUCGGAACCUUCAGGAGAAGCUGGAAUCAACCAUGAGUCUGGUCAAACAGCUGUCCGGUCAGCUGGCGGAGCUCAAGGAGCAGAUGACAGAACAAAGGAAGAAUAAGCAGAGACUGGGCUUUCUCGGAUCAAACACACCCCAUGUGAAUCAUCACAUGCCACCACACUGAUACCAUGGGGGCAGCCGUGACUAGCCUUUCAUCAGCGUCCUGCCUGAUCACUGAAUAAAGAACUGAGACGGAGGGGAGUGAACAGUGCCUAUUGUUGAAAAGUUAAAAACAACCAAGUGCCAAGAUGUUGAGUGGUUUAGCUCUGAGAACAAUUUUUAACUGUGUUUUCAUGGUUGAGAAGACCAAACUUAAAAUGCAGCCGCUAGAAAGCACACAUCACGCAUUCUUAAUGCAAAGUCAAGCCGCUUGCUCAAAUGGACAGAGAGAGGAGGGGGGAGGCAGGAUGGAAGGAGAUGCAGGGCAGAGAGAACUACCUUUGGCUGAAUCAAUAAGGGUCUGUUCUGCCUUUAAUGCUCACUUCAACCUUUGUCAUGGUUGGUUGGAAUGUCUUUCUUUUAAUUAUGGCAUCUGGGUCAGUGAUACAGGAAGUCAUAUUUUGGUGGCUAAGUUUUACUAAGGGAAAUAACUAAAAAGAUUAAAAAUGAGAGCUGCAAAGAAAAAAUGUUAAUGCUUCCAAAUCGUAGCCAUCACAGGCAAUUUCCUUAUUUAUAACAUGGAAUACAAUGGAUUUAUGGCCCCAGGAACUAGUGCUUUGGAGCUUAUGUCCCUCAGCUGACAACAUGACUGGAAUACAAUUGCUUUCUCCCCGAUUCAGAGGGACUCUUGUCAAUACGGAGCACAAAAAGAGGCUUUUAUAUAAGUUGUUAACAUCAUGUUUCAAGUCCUGUAGAGACUAAGACUAUCAAAGUUUUGGGAACAAAAAAGCUGACAGUAAGCCCCAGAGAAGAAUUUUUUGAGAACAUAUGUGUGCUAUUGAAAUACAUUGAGAUUAACAAAUGAAAAUGCUUAAAGGUGACAGGAAAUACAGAGAAACUUAUGAUGGUGGCAUUGCCUUUUAUAAAUAUGGAGUAAAAGCUCUUUGAUUCAUGUUUGCUGUGCCUAAGAACUGAGUGGUUUUGUUUAUUCUAUUCCUGCAGUUAGGGAAAAAAAUCCAAGAAAUGUAUUGAAUACUCCAGAAAAUGCAACGUUUCAAUUGCAUAUUUUAAACUCAUCGGUAAGAGCUUUGCAAAAGGUAAAAAGAUAAUAAUCUCUUUCUCAAAUUGUUUUUAUGUUAAAUUAUGCAACCAGAAUUUGUGGAGGGAGAAGAUAACCUGCCAUUCCUGUGUUAGUCUUAGAGACUAUGCCUUUAGAAUGCUAAAGCAAAAUUCACAUCAUGAAAGUGUUAGGGGAACCGCCAUGUGGUGAGAGCGCGAGGCACGUGACACCAGACUCUGGGAGGUGCUCAGCAAGCUGACCUUUUCUGGUUGCUGCCCCCGAAAGAACGAAAAAAUUGCCUUUUAAACUCUCGUGUUCUUACCACCAAGGUUUAAGGUCUGGACAGGAUUUGCUAUGCCCCUUUUUAAAGCUUUUGGAUUAUUUGAAUGUAGUUUAAGCUCUUGGCUCCUAAAAUUCUCUAACCACGGUCUAGGAAGAUGAUAAAGAAUGCCCAAAUCCAUCCUUCUUCCACACCCCAUUAAAAUGUAGACUUGGAGGAAAGCUGUGGAAACCCAGAGCGGUGAAUUUUUGGACUGAAUCUGCUGAUGCAUGCCCCCCUCCAAAUAACUCCCCGAAUUAAAACUUGCUCACUCUGAUGUGAUAAUAUUUUUCUGGACCGGUCCCUGAAGCGUCACGAUCAAGUGAUGCGCAGAAACUGAGCUAUUUCAGCACAGAGCCUAGGACCCAGUGGGCGUUCAGUGAAUGUCUGAGAAAUUCUACUGUCAUUCAGUCCUAAUGCAUCAGUAAGACUUUAAACCAUAUCACAUUUUGAGUUUUAAAUGGCUUCCCCAAAACUGAAGUAGACCAAAGCAGCCAUUUAAAGAAAAAAAUAAAUAAGGCCAUUCUUGUUAUUAACAGUAUUAGAUGAAAAGUACCCUUUUAAAGUAUUUUAACUAGGCAGAGAGGUUCACAGGCAGAGUAAAGCGGUAAAUACUAGCUAUAUUGCAAUGUCAGAACCUAUCUCUGUUUAGCACAAACUAACAUGUUUCUGAUGGAUAUCCCAGCAUCAAGAAAAGAAAUUAGUUUGUACAGAUGAGCGCAACCUGUCUUUCAGAUGAACUACCUACUUUUUUCUUACACAGUUUUUUAGAGAGAAUGAGUCAUUGGAUACGUACCUGCUAUCAAGAAAUGGCCUAACCUCUCCAACCGCUGUGGAGUGACAGGUCAUCAUGUCACAGUGCGUUUACUCCUCUGAGAAGUGUUCAAAAGGGAUUGCAACUAACCAGACUCUUAUUUAAUCAAAAUUGAAAUAUUGCUCAGUUGUGUUUCUCUUCUUUCCUUCCUCAAUACUUUGAGAUUAUUAAAGUAAAAUAAACGAAAGCAAACAAAAAAGGCAGCUUUCAGGCUAUUAAAUUCAUGAUGAAGCAGAUAAUCAUGACAUUUGCUAUAAAAUUUAUAUUUGUUUUAUAUAUGUUUGUUAAUGCAACUGGAAUAUUUGACCUAGACAAGUGUCAAUUAAUGUUCUCAUAUUUAUAUAGUGAUAUUAAAAUAAGUGUAAUCAUCUUUGAUUUUGAUGUUAAGAGAAAUGUUUUACUGUUUAGUUAUUAAAACCCAUAUUGGCUUAAAAGUA